Messenger RNA from Rhodofomes roseus, 1763 nucleotides. RefSeq names its product alcohol dehydrogenase GroES domain protein. Gene Ontology annotation, cellular component: cytoplasm. The coding region runs from base 228 to 1289 and encodes 353 amino acids. Gene Ontology annotation, molecular function: zinc ion binding; (R,R)-butanediol dehydrogenase activity. The record is from RefSeq and is a predicted model, not a curated record. The transcript is spliced from 10 exons. NCBI's taxonomy places the organism in Eukaryota, Fungi, Basidiomycota, Agaricomycetes, Polyporales, Fomitopsidaceae. Gene Ontology annotation, biological process: butanediol biosynthetic process.
CUGAAGAUACAGGUGGGUGUGAUCAGCUGGCAAGCUCUGUACGGAGCGAGGCAUGAGCUGUAUCACGCGGACUGGCCCACAUGAGCCUUGGUAUCUCACUGUCCUGCUGUAUCGUCCGCUUCUCCGCAUAAGGGAUCAUGCGUCCACCAGUGGGAACGAUGGUCGCAAUACUUAUAUAGCUCGACUAUACGUCGCCCGUCCUGUAUUGAGGCCUGACAACGACCACCAUGAAGGCGGUACGCUACUACGGACCAGGAGACAUUCGUGUAGACGACAUCCCCGAGCCCAGCCCGGGCGACAAGCAGAUCAAAAUCAAAGUGAGUGUCCUAUGCGGCUCGGACCUACAUUCGUACUUUGUGCUGCAAGCGCCGGUGUCGCCCACACUGACGACGCCGCAUCCUACGACGCAGGAGACGCUUCCUGUCGUCAUGGGGCACGAGUUCUCUGGAACAAUCGUCGAAUUGGGCAAGGCGGUGGACACCAGCAAAUUCUCGGUAGGCCAGAAAGUCGUAGUGGAGCCGCUCAUUUCAUGCGGCAAGUGCGGGCCGUGCUUGUCGGGUACUCGCAACCUCUGUCAUCAGAUCACCUUCAUUGGCAUCGGCGGAUGGGGAGGCGGCUUGGCGGAGUACACGGUCACCAAUGAAAAUCUCGUCCAUGUCCUCCCAGAUAAUAUCCCACUGGAUAUAGGGGCGCUCAUUGAGCCUUUGGCCGUUAGCUGGCAUGCGAUGAAGAUAUCCCACUUCAAGCCUGGUAGCAAUGUGCUAAUCAUCGGAGCGGGACCUGUCGGUCUCCUGCUAUUGAAGAUUCUGAAAGCGGAAGGCGCAUCUUGGAUAGGAGUAUCUGAACCCGCAGCGGCUCGUCGCGAGACCGCUAUCAAGCUCGAUGCGUCUGCAGUCUUCAACCCGCUGACAGAAGAUGUCAUCGCUGAGACAGUCCGGGCUACCGAUGGUGGCGCCGACGUCGUGUUCGACUGCGCGGGAAUACAAGCUAGUCUCGAUGCAGCCCUGGGCGCGGUCCGGACCCAGGGGAACGUCGUCGAAGUCGCCAUCUGGGAGAAGAAUCCCGUUAUCAACAUCUUGACGCUUCAGACGAAGGAGGCGAUACUGACUGCGAGUCUGGCGUACGAUCGCAGACAUGCUGAGCUACUCAAGGUUGUCGCGGAAGGCCGGAUCCCGAACCUCGAGGAGCUAAUCACUAGGAAGAUUGCCUUGGAGGACUUCGUCGAGAAAGGGAUCAAGGCUCUCAUCGCGGAGAAGGAUACACAAAUCAAGAUCCUCGUCCACCCCUAGCUAACGCGGUGUUCAUGUUCGAGGUUGACUCGGCGCGCAGGGUAUCGCUGUUAGGAGCGCCGGAAUGAACAGCUUGGUGUAUUUCUUAGUUAUGCUGUUACCGUUGUCUCGGGUCUGUACCAAUCGUAUCUCGAUCCUGGAGGAUCGCCAGGUACCGAGGCCGUCCAAUCAUCAAUUAAUGCCGAACGGCUCCCCGUUCGUUGAGGUCGUGCACACAGACUGACUCGGAAUAUGUAUCUCAUCUAUUCGCUUCGUUCUCCUCCAACUGUGAUUCAUAGUCAGUUCAGUCACUUCCUCGUCUUUUGCGACAGCCUGUCACGGUGCUGGCAAUAAUGUCGCGCUGCAACCGCUACACGCUGGCACGCACACAUUCCACGCACUCACAAAUGAGACCGUUGUACCACGGCUAGGCGGCUCCCCGGCAUUGAUUCCCUCAGCCUUGCGGCACACACGCCUUUCAGCCUGCAGGGCGCU